Messenger RNA from Gordionus sp. m RMFG-2023, 1970 nucleotides. RefSeq lists its product as uncharacterized. Lineage: Eukaryota; Metazoa; Nematomorpha; Gordioida; Chordodea; Parachordodidae. The coding region runs from base 748 to 1254 and encodes 168 amino acids. Gene Ontology annotation, molecular function: nucleic acid binding; zinc ion binding. The record is from RefSeq and is a predicted model, not a curated record. The transcript has 4 exons.
AUCGAUAGAAUAUUACUGAUGAUGUAUGUCUCUGAUGUGAGUAAAGACGAUUUCUUAAUCUAUUUCAGAGUAUAAUAAAUACUUAAAUUUAUAUAGAGACUGGACAGGAAAUGAAUGAAUUAAACUAUAUUAUCAAUGUUAGAAGUAAAAAUGUCCAAAUAAAUUUAAAAAUUAUAUAUCGAAUUAUAAGUUAAAUUCAUUUUUAAAAUAUGUAGCACCUCACAAGCCAAUUCAUGAGGCUUUGGCUAAUUUGGCGCGCCGAUGAAUGAUAAAAGAUUUAAAAACUGCCUCCACGUAUUAUCUGCAAACGGAUGAAAAAAAAAUAUAAUAUGCUAGAUCCGAAUUUGACAAUAACCAGUUUUUCAAGCCUAAAGUCUUUCUAAUGGUUUCUUCCUUCAAAGUCAUUCUAUUCAUCAUUAUCAUAUUUGUACCUGAGAAUAACCGCUCACAUGAAGCAGAAGAUCCCUGAAUGGACAAUAUAUUAGUUGCCAUUUUCGUCAACACGGGAAAACGAUUCCUAUGCAAUCUCCACCAUUCUAGCGGGCUCUUAUUAGACGUGAUUCUUAAUUCAUCAACCUCACAUAUUGAUGAGGUUUGUAAUCAAAAUGGAUUCGAAUCAUGCUCCGGGGUGGCAUAGAAGCUGGAUCUGUGGAACUAUGAAAUAAUACUCGGGAUGCGGCCUCGUAGGACUAAGCGCCAGAGUAUGGGAGGGGACGGAGAAGCGAACGAAGUAUAAUAAGACAAGCGAUGGAAGAAAGACGAUGUUAUCGAUGUCAAGAGCGAGGUCAUAUUCAAUAUAGCUGCCAUUGGAAUUGGAGAAGGACGGAGGAAAAUCGAACAUGGCAACAAAUUUGCCCAAGGGUGAAGGAAGUACCUACGAGGCAGAUAGCGGCUGUUUUAGGGCAGCGAACGAAGCGAGUGCAAGGGACAAGCGAUGAAUCCAGACCGGUCGCCGAAGUCCUGGUAACAAGGAGAUUGGAAGAAGGGGAGCGGCUCGAGCAUCGUAUGGGAGCAGCCAGCGGGGAGCCAAGGAUGUGGCCGGUGGUUGAUCUGACUUACGAGAGUGAGGGUCCGAGUGGUGUUACGAGGGAGGAUAUUACCGUGGAGGCAGAGCGGGUAGGGGAUAAUACAGGAGUAAUGGGAACGGAAGAAUGGAAAGAUCUAGUGGCGGCGUUGGAUGAUGUGGAUGAGCUAGGAGAAUGGCUGGAGGUUAUGGUGGAGGAGUCGGAGUGGGGUAGCCUCUGGGAGGAAUAGCCUGAGGAUCGAUUAUGUUGAAGGGGGGCGUGUCAAGGAUGAACGCAAAAAGGUGUUGAUUAGAAAAUAAUAGAAUAUAAGGUUGUUUUGACAAUAAUGAUAAUGGUAACGUGAAUAUUGACAAACUAUAUAGAGUAACCUGGAGUACUCCAGUGGUAGUGGUACGUGAAACUUUAGGUGAACUACGAUUGAUAAUGAUUCUACCAACGAAUCGCAAAAAUCGCUAUAGAUCUACAGAUAAAUGAUGAUAAAAUAACAAGCGAAAAUAAAACAGUGAUGGUGGGAACAAUUGGUCGAAAAACUAGAAUCGCCAUCACAAUUCUGGAAAAGAGAAGAAGAAAAAAAUAAACGUACAAAACCGUAUUAAAACAUCCCGACCAACUACGAAUAAGGGAAGAACCAGACGAGAUCAAAUCAAUAAUAACAAUUGAACCAAGUCAAAAAGGAAGGCAAACGGGUUGUCCAACAAGGGAACUAAAGCCAACAAAAAAAAUUAAUAGAUGAACUUGAACUUGGUAAAUAAAAAGAUUGGUAGACGAUCUCAACUUGGUGGGAAAGAAGAUAUGUUACAUCUGAAUAUUUAUUAUUGUAAAGGUUAAGAUAUAUUUUAAAAGGUCACGUUAUAUAUUUUAAAAGGACAUUAUUUGUAUAUUAUAUUAUAACUUUCCAACAUGUAAUAUUAUAUUAUCGAGGUUAAUCAAAAUGCAUAUUAUUAG